Scleropages formosus (Asian bonytongue) is the source of this 1940-nucleotide messenger RNA. RefSeq names its product cytochrome P450 2K1-like. Gene Ontology annotation, molecular function: iron ion binding; oxidoreductase activity, acting on paired donors, with incorporation or reduction of molecular oxygen, reduced flavin or flavoprotein as one donor, and incorporation of one atom of oxygen; heme binding. The record is from RefSeq and is a predicted model, not a curated record. The coding region runs from base 41 to 1552 and encodes 503 amino acids. Gene Ontology annotation, cellular component: intracellular membrane-bounded organelle; cytoplasm. Gene Ontology annotation, biological process: xenobiotic metabolic process. The transcript has 9 exons. NCBI's taxonomy places the organism in Eukaryota, Metazoa, Chordata, Actinopteri, Osteoglossiformes, Osteoglossidae.
GGAACACCCACAGACAGGAGCAGAGGGGUUCAAAGCCAACAUGUCUGCAUUUACAGCCCUGAUGGCGGACAGCGCCUCCGUCACAGUGGUACUCGUCUUUGCGACUCUCCUCUUCCUCGUCCUUCUCUUCAAGCCCUCAUCCAAAGGUAACAAAUACAAGUUCCCCCCGGGUCCUCGGCCUUGGCCCAUCAUCGGCAACCUCAACAUCCUCAAUGUGCAGCGACCAGAUGAGACCAUGUGCAAGCUGUCCAAACAGUACGGAGAUGUGUUCACGUUCCACAUGGGCACCAAGAAGUACGUGGUCAUCACCGGGUACGAGGCAGUGAAGCAGGCACUGAUCACCCAGGCUGAGGAGUUUGGGGAGAGGGGAAUUACUCCUAUCAACCAAAUCGUGAACAACGGAAAGGGUCUGGCCUUCGGUGUGGGUGAGUCCUGGAAGACAAUGCGGAGGUUCACACUGACCACAUUACGGGACUUUGGCAUGGGUCGCAGCACCAUUGAGGACCGCAUCGUGGAAGAGGCUCAGAGGUUGCUGGACAUCUUCCAGCAGCACCAGGGAAAACCCUUCGAUCCCACAGUCAACAUCUACUCAGCUGUCUCCAACAUCAUCUGCCAACUGGUGUUUGGACACCGCUUCAAGUACAAUGAUCCCGUGUUCCUGCAGCUCCAGAAUCGGGUCAUUGAGUCAACCCAGUUAUUAGCCUCUCCCGAAGUGCUGGUGUACAACCUCUACCCAAAACUAGGCACAGUACUGGGAGACUUCCAGAAGCUGCACAAAAACAUCACAGAGAACCAAAAAUAUUUCAGGGACAUCUGUUGCCAUCGCAAAGUUGAGCUGGACAACAAUGAUCUCAGGAGCUUCCUGGAUAGCUUCCUGGCUCGGCAGAAAGAGGAGGAGUCCAGGAAUGCCAACACUUACUUUGACGAGAGGAAUAUGGUCGUGACGAUCGGAAACCUCUUUGCUGCUGGCACUGAGACAACCUCCACCACCCUCCGCUGGGGCCUGCUCUUCAUGAUGAAGUAUCCCCACAUCCAAGAGAAAGUACAUGCAGAGAUUGAACGUGAGAUCGGCAAAGAUCGUCCCCCGAGGUCAGAAGACCGAAAAAGCAUGCCGUACACAGACGCCGUGGUGCACGAGAUCCAGCGUUUCGGGAACGUGGUUCCCAGCAACCUGCUUCGACAGACCAAACAUGACACUACCUUCAGAGACUACCACCUCCCCAAGGGAACCCCCGUCAUCCCCUUGCUCACCUCUGUGCUGUUCGACAAGACACAGUGGGAGACGCCGUACGAGUUCAAUCCGGGACACUUCCUGGACGCAGAGGGACACUUCGUCAAGAAGGACGCAUUCCUCCCCUUUUCCGCAGGACGGAGGGUGUGUGUGGGAGAGACCCUAGCCAAGAUGGAGCUCUUCCUGUUCUUCACGGCCCUUCUGCAGAAGUUCUGUUUCGAGCCACCCGAGGGCAUCAGGGCCGAGGACCUGGACCUGACCCCUGCUCUAACGUUUACCCGGUCACCCAAACCCUACGAGCUGUGUGCUGUUGUCCGUUGAUACAAGGAGACACCAAGAUGACAGACGCUGUAUACGGAAACACACGCAUUUCAUAUACUGUACAUACAUGUCCAUAGAAACAUACACCUGUAGAGAAUUUCUAUGGUGUGUAAAAGCUUGUGACAGUCUAUACUUCAAUAUUUUCCUAUUCAUACAUUAUUAUAUUCAGUUUUAUCCCUGUAUUUUGACAGAUUCCCCUUUGUUUUAGCAUUACUACUUCGUCACUAUCAUACUGUAUGAGUGUUAAAUUUAUAUUACAUGCAAAUAGGUUUUUCGAACAUUGUUGUGUAGACAGUGAUGUCAAUCUCUGCACACGUGCUGAUCAUAUUUUGUACAUAUAAUCAGAGUAAAACUGCUUACAUAGGCGUAAAAGCCACUUAACGAUAGA